This is a messenger RNA of Osmerus eperlanus (European smelt), 870 nucleotides long. RefSeq lists its product as uncharacterized. Bases 90 to 764 code for a protein of 224 amino acids. Lineage: Eukaryota; Metazoa; Chordata; Actinopteri; Osmeriformes; Osmeridae. The record is from RefSeq and is a predicted model, not a curated record. The transcript is spliced from 4 exons.
UUCACGUUGCAUUGCCCCUCACCUGCAACGAUAUAAAAAGUAUUUCAGGAAGGUUCUUUCAGGAAUCGUGGUAAAGUUACCAGAAAAAAAUGGGGAAACGCGUUGCUGUAGUGCUGGCCGGCUGCGGAGUUUAUGACGGCACUGAAAUACACGAAGCGUCCGCUGUUUUGGUCCACCUCAGUAGAUUUGGUGCAAGUGUGAAGAUGUUCGCUCCAAAUGUGGAUCAGAUGCACGUUGUGGACCACCUGAAGGGUGCGCCCACUGAGGAGAAACGAAAUGUGUUAGUAGAGAGCGCGAGGCUGGCACGCGGAGAGAUAAAAGACCUUUCGGAACUCAGUGUGAAGGAGCACGAUGCCAUCAUAUUCCCAGGUGGCUUUGGAGCAGCUAAGAACCUGUGCAGCUGGGCCGUGCAGGGGAAGGACUGCACUGUGAACGACCAGGUGAAGGCCACCAUGCAGGAGUUCCAUGCUGAGGGAAAACCCAUCGGUUUGUGCUGUAUCUCACCAGUGCUGGCCGCCAAGGUCUUCCCAGGCUGUGAGGUCACUGUCGGCCAUGAGAAGGACGAGAGGUCCCCAGAUGUCCCAGGCACUGCAGAGGCGAUCACUCAGCUGGGCUGUAAGCACGUGAGUAAGAGUGUCAGUGAGACCCACGUGGAUGAGAAAAACAAGCUGGUCACCACCUGUGCCUUCAUGUGCAAGGCCCCCCUCCAUGAGAUCUUUGAUGGUAUUGGAGCUAUGGUGCAGGAUGUGCUGAAGCUUGCCUGAGAGCCCUGACAGAUGUCAGUAUGAUCUGAUCAUGAGUCCCCAAGCCUAUAGAAGAUGUAGCUUCUCCUGUAUGUGUGCCUAUAACAAUAAAUGCUUUCUGUUUGUG